CCUCUGACGUUGAGAGGGGUUUGUCACUUAACAAACUUUUGGCAAUUUUUCGUCGUUUAUCUUAACUUUCUCUUGUUUACCAUAAUUUAUCUUUGGAAGUUGACAAUUCCGAAUGAAAUUUCACGCAAAAGUUAGGCCACUGCGAGUUGAGGUGGGCGGAUGACGAGGUUUUGGAUGAGAGCUGAGGCGUUUUGUGCCUGAAGAACGUAGAACCUUCAACAAAAAAUUGUCGUCAUGAUGUACAGCGAGUGGGCCUCCCUUUCAUCAACCAUCCAAAAUGGAUCAGAAGAAAACUACAGCGUUUUGGGGAAACUUCCCUCAGCCGUUGGCAAAGAAGUCGCCAUAUCUGUGGUCAAGAACCUUGUCUCUAAUUUAGGGUUGACGUCGCAACCUCCAGAGCCCAGUUCUUUAUCCACUGACAAAGAAGUGCAAUGGUGCAUGGAGGUGAUCUGCUAUGGCCUAAGCUUGCCAUUGUCAGAGCACGACACAAUUAGAGACUGCGUCAACGUCUAUUGCGAAUGGCUGUCAGCAAUGGAAUCCGUGCCCAAGAUAUGCGUGCCAAAGCCGAUAUGUGACGACCCCAACUUGUACACCAGGAAAAUCAUACAGCAUCUGCAUAACCUCUUUGUUCCUCGCAAAGGGGAAGAUUUCUCUUUCACUCAAGAAUGGCCCUUCCUUUACAUGAUGGAAUACGGUAAUUAUGGAGCAGACAUCAUAAAUCGUCAAGCCGUCCUUUGCCACCGUGUUCUCCGAACUCUUCAAAACAUGGCCCACAAAUCAAGCCGAAUAACCAGAGAAACAUGGGAAGCACUUCUGCUGUUCCUACUUGCAAUAAAUGACGCUCUGUUGGGACCACCAACUCUCAAAGAGGACAUCGGUGACCAGCUGUGUGAAAGAGUUCUGAGCGCUCUUUUUGAGGUCUGGCUCUUGGCUUGCUCAAAGUGCUUCCCACCACCGCCUCUGUGGAAAACUCUGCGGGAGUCUUGCAUGAGGUGGAGACACCGAAUUGCCCUUGUUGAACAGUGGAACAGAGUUUGUCUGGCUUUGACGGCAAGACUGCUCGAGUUUCUCUACGGGCCUACUUUCCCGGAGCUGAAAAUAAGUGAAGAGGACGCUCAUUUGUGCCCCUUGAACAUGUCCCGGGAUUGCAUUGCCCAGUCGUGGUUCCGCAUGGUGCACACAAUUGGGAACCCGGUUGAACUUUGUCAGCCGCAAGUUGUGAGCCAGACACCACCGUUUUUACAAUAUGCCAUCUCGAGUACCAACGUUGUUGAGCCUUGUCAUCACCCGUGCUUGACAAUUUUGCCCACAAUCUACUUAAAGGCCAUCAAGGGCGUUGCCAGCCAAGUUGAUGCCUUUCUAGGCAUAGCGCAACCCUUGGAGACACCAGACCUGGAGGCAGAGAAAAAGGACACAAGUCGUGCCGGCUCCACUCCUUCAAACUCUUCUUCCCCCACCCCACCUCUCCAAAGAAGGCUCGCUAAAAGCUUUAGUGUGGCUCCUUCAGCAAUGACUAAGGGAAUUCCUAAAGCUGCUCUCAUAGGACUUACCAGCAGUCGCUCUUCCACCGUCCACAUUCCGACCACUCCGAAUUCGGGCCCGCCGUCCACUUCUAGCAUUUCGAGCCUAGGUAGUGGAUCAGAGCCAAAACCUGCACUUGCGCCUGGCAGGUCAAGAUGCAAUAGCAUUCUGCACACUUACGGAGAAUGGCUCUUUGAAGCCGCUCACAUAGGAUACACAAGCUCCUAUCAUGUAAAAACCGGUGCCCAGCCAGAGGGCAGUGUACAAAGACCAAGCUCCCUUCUCUUGGAUAAAAGUGGUCUAUCAUUGCCUCCGAAGAACCCCGAGCAGUCAGAUUUGCCUGUCAAUCUGACCAUCGACAGAUUCGAGUCUGGCAAAGCAGAGGCCUAUGGCGCCCUGUGCCGCAUUUUCUGCUCGAAGAAGACUGGGGAAGAAAUCCUUCCUGUUUACUUGGCUAGAUUUUACUUGGCCUUAAAAGUCGGCUUGCACAUCCCCAAGGACAAGAUGUGCGGGGAAGUUCUGUCCAGCAUUUUGCUCAACUCUGCUGAUCUCUUUAGAUGUGACCUGGACGGGGUUAAUGUUUUGAUUCCGUCUUUGAUUUCCGCUCUGGAAGUGGUUCUUCCCGAAAGAGAAAUUAAAAUGAGGUCAGCGUUAGUUUCAAGAACGGAACUGAGAAGAGCUUCGAUACAACUGCUUCUUUCUCUGCUUUCAUUGCCUCUGCAUUAUCAGAAUCUUCCAAUAAAAGAGCUGUGCCCAUCAGCGGACAAAGGAAUUGCAACCCACGUCACCUUUGCUCUUUUGAAACCAAGACUUAUGAACGUCUUGAUAAAUGCGUUACAGGUGGAAACUGACUCCCUCAAUUGCCAAAUGCUCUUAGGUGGGCUUAUGCUGAGUGUGCAAGAUUCAGCAACCGUCGAAGAGUCUGAGAAAGUGAAUCAGCCAGAUAGUGCAGCCGGCCCAGAAUCGUCCUCUAACCUUUUGAGCUCAGGUGCAGCUGCUGCUUCUGACAAUUACAGCCUCGCCGACUUCCCGAAUAUAUCAUUCACAGACGUGUUAGCAGACAGUGCUGUCGGCGGCGUCAAAUUCUGCUUUGACUACCCAAAAGGAUUAAUCAGAAACUCCGCUCACGCUCUGUUUGUGAGGGCUACAUAUUUAGUCUGUCAUAGACUAAUUUCGUCCUGGAAACAAGAUCUGAACGUCUCGUUGGCGGCGCUUGAACUGUUGUCCGGCUUGGCAAGGACAAAAAUAAAAGAAACAGAUGCACUCGAGUGCAAAAGGGCCGUCAAGUGGUUAUGUGACUACAUCUCAUAUCAGUGUUCAAGGCCCCCACCGAGCCACUCAAAAGACCUGCACUCUAGCAUUGUGGCGGCGUUCCACUGCCUCUCCACCUGGCUGGUGCACCACCCUGAUCUUCUCAAGGAAAAGGAAAAUGUUAUGACUGUGAUGGAGGUGGUCGAACUUGGAAUAUCUGGAUCUAAAUCUCAAGGCAAACCAGGAGAGCCACUGAAAAUUAAGGAAGAUAAAGAACUUAAGCCUGUUUCUAUGAGAGUGAGAGAUGCUGCUGAUUCUCUUUUGACUAUUGUGAUGGAACAGGUCGGAAAUGUGCAAAAUCCUUGCAGUCCAGCCACCAUGUCAUCAAUGCUAGACGAGGUUUCGUUGAUUAAAUAUUGUAAAGGGGAAGAUGUGAAGAAGGAAAAGGCUAUUGAAUGGUUUAGGUAUUUUAUUGUUGACAAUCACAUUUUGCUGGCACUUUUGGAAGAGCCUCUUGGAAACGAUCCAGACCCAGUUCCAACCAUCACUGCCAUUGUAAGGAAUUCAUUUGGUCGUUACUUGUGGCAUUUUGAGUUGAGAGACCUUCCCAGAAGCAAGGCCGGGCUCAAGGCCGAGGAAAAAGAUCCUGGAAGGCCCUUGCCAGGCAGAGAAAAGCCAAGGAGGCCAAAGAAAAAUAUCAAAUUUUAUCCUGACGCUGCAGAGCGUAUUCCAAAAUGCAAAAUGGACUCCUCCAUUCCAUCAAUGGACUCGUGCUACAGUAGUGACGAAGACAUGGCUAGUCAUAAGUUUCUAGGAAAAUUAGUCGAUGAGGCUCAUGUGAGGGAGCAGGCCACAUCUAAAAAGGAGAAAAGCCAACCGAGACACCCAAAUUACGAGUGCAAACCACCGCCUCGUAAAACUGAAAUCCAAACUUCACGCCUGUUUCUUUCAAGUUUGGGUUUAAUCAAUCUGGACGGGGUGGAGGGCAUCUCUGAACACCCUCAGUUGACAGUGAUUGACAGCAAAAUGAGUGGUUUCGCAGCCGACCUUGAGUUGCUCGAUUUUAUGUCUCCACGCACAUGGGACACUGUGCACUUAUUUUACGUCCGCUCAAAGCAAACUACUGCAGAACAGAUUUGCAAUAAUGUAUUGAUAAAAGACGGCGUCGAUCCACGCUUUUUGCUCUUCCUCAAUACUCUUGGCUGGCCUGUUGAUGUUUACAAACACCCUGGCUGGACUGGGCACGUUGCCACCAGUUGGAAAUUGCUCGAGAGACCCAAAGAUUUGCCCACCGAAGACAAAAACCACGGAGGCAGUUUGUUUAAUGGUGACCACCAAGUGAUAUAUUGGGCAGACGUCGGCUCGGAAUUGGCUUUUGUUGUGCCAACCUUGAAGUCAAGACAUCUAACAGAAACCUCAGCAAUACACGCUAAUCCGGAUUUAGCCAUUCCUGGUCGUCCCUUGUCAGCUCAAGGAAUGUCGACAGACAAACCAUCCAGAACAUUGUCUUUAGAUUUGGAGAAGGGACCUCCGUCCACCAUUAGUGGAACCAGUCUAACUGGUGGCAAGGAUUCUCCAUCGGCCGUUCGACGGAGGAGAGCAGCCAUGCAGGACACCAAAGUGGUCGUUUUGUGGGUUGAAAACUUUGAGGACACUUUUAAACCUCCCAUUGCCGACCUCUUAUCUGUGACAAGCACUGGACUUGAAUCUGGUCCCCUUUUGAGGGACAGACAGGACGUUUUUGUGAUUUACUUGCACCCUCUCGAGAGUGAUCUUGUAAGGGUCAAACUUCAGGGACCAGCCGGAAGCAAGUCGCUUUCUUUUGCAAUUCCGCUUGUGGAUGGGAUGGUUGCCAGUCGCAAGGUGAUCGGUAACCUGGUGCGGCAAACAGCGCUCAACAUCUGCCGCCGACGCAGACUGGAAAAUGAUGCUCAGCACGCGCCCCAUGUGCGGCGCAGACUCAAGAUCCAAGACUUCACUCAGCGUUAUAAAUGCGAGAUGACCGUACCUGAGCUUUGUCUGCACUUGUUUAACAAGAUUAAUCCAAAUUUGGUGUAAAAGAUUUAUUUAUUAUUAUUCAUUUUUUUUUUUCAAUAAUUAUUAAGUCUGUUAUACACUUUGUCGCAAUUCAAAGUAUUAUAUCUAUUUUACUAUUAUUACGGCACCACCUGUUAAAAGUGAUUUGCUACUCAAAAGUGCAACGUUUUAUUUUGUUACGUGGAAUUAUUUUGCAUAAAAAAUUGUUAAGUAAAAAACUGAUUAUCACAGUAUGGUGUAAUUUUAUGAAAUCAUGCAGUAAUAAAUAAACUUCUUAAGGAC
Messenger RNA from Neocloeon triangulifer, 5091 nucleotides. RefSeq names its product ral GTPase-activating protein subunit beta. NCBI's taxonomy places the organism in Eukaryota, Metazoa, Arthropoda, Insecta, Ephemeroptera, Baetidae. Gene Ontology annotation, biological process: activation of GTPase activity; regulation of small GTPase mediated signal transduction. The record is from RefSeq and is a predicted model, not a curated record. The transcript has 27 exons. Gene Ontology annotation, molecular function: GTPase activator activity. Bases 235 to 4830 code for a protein of 1531 amino acids.